Lytechinus variegatus (green sea urchin) is the source of this 695-nucleotide messenger RNA. Its product is annotated as mitogen-activated protein kinase kinase kinase 20-like. The coding region runs from base 1 to 567 and encodes 188 amino acids. NCBI's taxonomy places the organism in Eukaryota, Metazoa, Echinodermata, Echinoidea, Temnopleuroida, Toxopneustidae. Gene Ontology annotation, biological process: peptidyl-threonine phosphorylation; peptidyl-serine phosphorylation. The transcript is spliced from 3 exons. Gene Ontology annotation, molecular function: ATP binding; protein serine/threonine kinase activity. The record is from RefSeq and is a predicted model, not a curated record.
AUGUAUCCUCAUUUAAUCCAUGAAUCCCUACGUGGGAAACUUACUAUUGCCAGAAAGGUGUCAGAUGCAAUCUCGCACAUACACUCAAAGGAAUUCACUCAUUCGGACCUGAAGUCUGAUAAUAUCUUGAUUAGGGAGGCAGACAACGAACCAUUCGUUUGUGAUUUAGGAUUGGCCCACGGACUCACCCACUCAGCGGUAACCGAGGUCACUUCUGGGGCGCGAGUUGGGGUCAAGAAGUGGUGCCCUCCGGAGUCUUGUGGGAGAGAUUUCAAAGCCACAUCCGCGGGAGAUGUCUGGUCCCUGGCCUGCUUGUUCCUAGAGCUAUUCACGGGGCAUCACGUGUGGGAGGACGAAACAGGUGAAGAACUUUCAGAUUUUGAGAUCCACAAUCAAUUGUGUGGACAUGAUUUCGUACCCAACAGCAUCUCUCACAUGUCUGAACUCGACAAACCGAUGAUCGAGGACGCACUCAGGAGAUGCUUCACCGGAGAGCGAGACAAACGCCCUUCUGCUGAAGAUCUAACCAAGACGUUUUAUAAGGUCCUGUCGACGUUUUCAGAGUAACUGGUAAACUUGAUUAAUAUGGUGUUCAAUCAGACACUCUUUGACCUAGAUAAUCAAUUCACGAAUGAAAUAUUCGGAUUAUAAUGGGCUUAAGACAUACAAUGUACCUAUCUGGCGGUCUACAGAUG